Daphnia magna is the source of this 1389-nucleotide messenger RNA. RefSeq names its product phosphoserine aminotransferase. The record is from RefSeq and is a predicted model, not a curated record. The coding region runs from base 155 to 1243 and encodes 362 amino acids. Gene Ontology annotation, molecular function: pyridoxal phosphate binding; O-phospho-L-serine:2-oxoglutarate transaminase activity. Gene Ontology annotation, cellular component: cytoplasm. Gene Ontology annotation, biological process: L-serine biosynthetic process. The transcript has 6 exons. Lineage: Eukaryota; Metazoa; Arthropoda; Branchiopoda; Diplostraca; Daphniidae.
UCCGAGUCUCGUUGCCCUCUGACCGGUUGUAAUUCCCGAAAAAUACCAUAUGACCUCGCGGCCACAGCAGAUCACGAUGAUUGUGCCUUAGGUGGCGCCACGUCCUGAUUUACAUAUCUGCGCCAUCUCUCAGUGAUCAUUAACAGUCAUCAAAAUGUCAAAUAACAAGAAAAUUAUCAACUUCAGCCCGGGUCCUUCCAAGUUACCGGAAGAAGUUGUGGCAAAAGUACAGGAAGAACUCAUAAACUAUCAGGGAACAGGUAUCAGCAUAAUGGAGAUGAGUCAUAGAUCCCCUGAAUUUAUGCAAAUUGUAACUAAUGCUCAGAAAGAGAUUCAACAACUUCUAAACAUUCCUGCCAAUUACUCAAUAUUAUUCAUGGUGGGAGGGGGAACAGGGCAAUUUGCUGCUGUUCCCCUAAAUCUGAUGCAUUCUGGUGGCAAAGCUGUCUACUUGAAUACAGGCAUUUGGUCCUCAAAAGCUGCCAAAGAAGCCUCCAAGUAUGGUCAUGUGGUUGAAAUCAAACCUGAUCUCGAAACAUCAUCAGAAAUUAAAUGGGAUCUGGACCCAGAUGUGUCAUAUUUCUACUAUUGCUCCAACGAAACUGUACAAGGGGUAGAAUUGCCUUGUAUUCCUGAUACUCAUGGAAUCCCUUUAGUAGCAGAUAUGUCUUCCAACAUCCUCACCAAAGAUUUUGACAUAACAAAAUUUUCCCUUGUAUUUGCUGGGGCCCAAAAAAAUAUUGGUCCAGCUGGUAUUACUUUAGUGAUUAUUCGUAGUGAUCUCCUGGGAACACCUUCCCCUUUCUGCCCAACAAUACUCAAUUACACUGUGAUGGCUAAAGAAAACUCACUGCACAACACACCCGCAUGUUUCAGUCUGUAUGUUAUGGCAUUGGUUUUCAAAUGGAUCACCCAACAAGGAGGUGUAAAAGUUAUGGAGCAACGCUCAGCUUCAAAAAGUCAAAUGAUAUACGAAGUUGUCGACAAUUCAAAUGGCUUCUAUAGCUGCCCAGUUCCAGCCUCCGUUCGCAGUCGUGUCACCAUUCCAUUCCGUAUUCAACAGGGCAACGAAGAGCUUGAGAAAGAAUUUGUCGAUGAAGCCAAAAGACUAAAUAUGAUUCAACUGAAGGGUCAUCGAUCUGUCGGUGGGAUACGGGCGUCGCUAUAUAACGCCGUGACUGUCGAAGAAGUCGCUAUUUUAGUUAACUUCAUGAAAGAUUUUAUGAAAUCAAAACUGCAAUAGUUACAAAAAAGGUGAGCUUCCCAAAGCGCUUAUCGUUUUAAUACUCAUAGUUUUUCGGUUUUACGGGUACCAUAGAACUUUUUAUUGUGAACUAUCUUUAGUCCAAGGUGAUAUCAAAGUGCCUUAAUACAUUCCGUUCAUUCAAA